GCGACAGAGCGCGGCGGCGGCGGGCGGGCCCUGCCGUGGCGCAUGCCUGCUGUGCUUCUCAGGCGCAGCCGCCUGGCGGGACCCCGGCGUGGGCCGCCUGCUGCGGGGCGAGCGCAGGUGGCGGCCGCGGGGAGGGGGGAAGCGGGUGGCAGCUGAGGGGAGAGCGGCGCGCCGCGCCCUCCCCGGCCGGCAGCCCCGCCUCGAGCGCCCUCCGCCUCUCCCCUCGUCCCCCCUAGACGCAGGGGCCCGCGGCCCUCAUGGAGGACGAGGACUGCCCCGACCUCGUCCCGAUAGACGCGGGCGGCGCGGAGAACAGCGAGUCCAGCCCCAGCAGGAAGAUCCCCGUGACCAUCAUCACGGGCUACCUAGGAGCUGGGAAAACAACUCUUCUAAAUUACAUCCUGACAGAACAGCAUAAGAAAAGAAUAGCAGUUAUUCUGAAUGAGUUUGGAGAAGGAAGUGCCUUAGAGAAAUCUCUGGCAAUCAGUCAAGGGGGAGAACUCUAUGAAGAAUGGCUGGAGCUCAGAAAUGGCUGCCUGUGCUGUUCGGUAAAGGACAAUGGUGUGAAGGCUAUUGAGAACCUGAUGCAAAGGAGAGGAAAAUUUGACUAUAUAUUGCUAGAAACAACUGGUUUGGCAGAUCCAGGAGCUGUGGCCUCUAUGUUCUGGGUUGAUUCUGAGCUGGGAAGUGACAUCUAUCUUGAUGGUAUUGUAUCUGUUGUUGAUGCAAAGCAUGGAUUGCAGCACUUGACAGAAGAAAAGCCAGAAGGCCUUGUCAAUGAAGCAUGUCGGCAGAUUGCAUUAGCUGAUCUAAUAAUCAUCAAUAAAACAGAUUUGGUUUCAAGGGAAGAAUUGAAUGAAGUCAGAACAUCUGUCAGGUCAAUAAAUGGACUUGUUAAAAUUCUAGAGACACAAAGAUCAAGAGUUGAUCUUUCCAAUGUCUUGGACCUGCAUGCUUUUGACAGUUUAUCUGGAAUAAGUUUACAGGAAAAGCUUGACCAUGUAAAGACAACACAUGCACAUCUAGAUAAGGGUAUAAUUACAGUAACGUUUGAAGUUCCAGGCAAUAUAAAAGAAGAAAACUUAAAUCUUUUUAUUCAGAAUCUUCUGUGGGAGAAGAAUGUGAAAGAUAACACUGGGCACACCAUGGACGUCAUAAGACUGAAGGGACUGGUAUCUAUUCAAGGCAAAUCUCAUCAGGUCAUAGUCCAAGGUGUCCAUGAGCUCUAUGAUCUGGAAGAGACUGCAGUAGCCUGGAAAGAAGAUGAAAAGAGAACAAAUAGACUGGUCCUAAUAGGCAGGAACUUGGAUAAGGAGAUCAUCAAAGAAGUAUUUAUAGCCACUGUGAGAGAGAAACAAGGAGACAGUUGACAUCGAACUACAAAAAAGAUUAAAUGUCUCUGCUUAACGCUGCAAGCUUUUUAUGGCAGAAAAGACUGAAUGACAUGCAGUAUAGUAGCAGUUUACACAACAGUUAAACCCUGAAGUCCUCCUCAGAAUCCCAGUAGAUAUACUGCUUAAAGAUCAGCUCUUACAGUCUAGAAUAAAAUACAAAGAAUUCUACCAUUUUGUAUUUAGCUUAAGUUGAGUCAGUAACAUCAUGUACCUGUGCAGAAAUGCAGAUAGACAAUAGAUGUGAUAGACAGAUGAUAUGAUAGAGAGUAGCCCUGCAGGAAAGGACUUGAGGGUACUGGUGGAUGAGCCAACAAUGUGCACUUGCAGCCCAGAAGGUCAAUCGCAUCCUGGGCUGCAUCAAAAGAAGCGUGGCCAGCAGAUCCAGAGAGGUGAUUCUCCCCCUCUACUCUGCUCUUGUGAGACCCCACGUGGAGUACUGUGUCCAGCUCUGGAGCCAUGAGAACAAGAAGGACAUGAACCUGUCGGAGGAGGUCCAGAGGAGGGACACCUUUCCUGUGAGGACAAGCUGAGAGAGUUUGGGUUGUCCAGCCUGGAGAAGAGAAGGCUCUGGGGAGACCUUAUAGCGACCUUCCAGUACCUGAAGGGGGCCUACAGGGAAGGUGGGGAGGGGCUGUUUGCAAGGGCAUGUAGCAAUAGGACGAGGGGCAACGGUUUUAAACUAAAGCAGGGUAGGUUUAGAUUAGACAUUAGGAAGAAAUUCUUUACUGUGAGGGUGGUGAGACACUGGAACAGGUUGCCCAGAGAGGUGGUGGAGGCCCCAUGCUUGGAGACAUUCAAGGCCAGGCUUGAUGAGGCUCUGAGCAACCUGAUCUAGUUGUGGAUGUCCCUGCUUACUGCAGGGGGGUUGGACUAGAUGACCUUUAAAGGUCCCUUCCAACCCAACACAUUCUAUGAUUCUAUGAAUAAGCUGUUGUUUGUGCUGCACAGGAAGUAUUAUAAUAGGAAUAUGGUAAACAUGUUUGAAGCCUAGUGCUUUCUCCAGACAACUCUCUUUUUACUACUGGAAAUGAAGCAACAGUGAUUAUUGCCAGUGAUGUAAUCACAGUAAAAAGUAUUUAGAAUCAUAGAAUUGCCUAGGUUGGAAGGGACCUUUCAGAUCAUCUAGUCCAACCAUCAACCAAACUCUGACAAAAAACAUCACUAAACCAUAUCUCUAAACACUAUAUCUGCCCGUCUUUUAAAUAACCUUCAGGGAUGGUGCCUCAACCACUUCCCUGGGCAACCUGUUCCAAUGCAUAGUAACCCUUCCAAUGUAAAAUUUUUUCCUAAUAUCCAAUCUAAACCUCCCCUGGUGCAACUUGAGGCUGUUUCCUCUUGUCCUAUCACCUGUUACUUGGGAGAAGAGACCAGCCCCCAUCUCUCUACAACCUCCUUUCAGGUAGUUGUAGAGAGCGAUAAGGUCUCCCCUCAGGCUCCUUUUCUCCAGGCUGAACAAACCCAGUUCCCUCAGUUGCUCCUCAUAAGACUUGUGCUCUAGACCCUUCACCAGCUUCGUUGCCCUUCUCCGUACUCACUCUGGCACUUCAAUGUCUUUUUUGUGGUGAGGGGCCCAAAACUGGACACAGUACUCGAGGUGGGGCCUCACCAGUGCCAAGUACAAAGGGACCAUCACUUCCCUAGUCCUGCUGGCCACACUAUUUCUGAUACAUGCCAGGAUACUACUGGCCUUCUUGGCCACCUGGGCACACUGCUGGCUCAUAUUCAGCUACCUGUCAACCAACACCCCCAAGUGCUUUUCUGCCAAGCAGCUUUCCAGCCACUCUUCCCCAAGCCUGUAGCACUGCAUGGGGUUGUGACCCAAGUGCAGGACCCCGCACUUGGCCUUGUUGAACUUCACACUGUUGGUUUCAGCCCAUUGAUCCAGCCUGUCCACUUGUGACGAGCUGCCAACUGGGUUUAACUCUAUUCACCACCACUCUCUGGGCCCGUCCACCCAGCCAGUUUUUAACCCAGCGAAGAGUACAGCUGUUCCAAGCCAUGGACAGCCGGUUUCUCCAGGAGGAUGCUGUGGGAAACUAUCAAAGGCCUUAUUAAAGUCCAGAUAAACAACAUCCACAGCCUUUUCCUCAUCCACCAAGCAGGUCACUAUUUAGUGUUUGCUAUUAAACCGUCUUCCAUCUCUUGCCACUUGUUUUGUGAUUUUUGAAUGUAUGUGUCCAUCCCAGGUACCGCUAAGCCUCUUGUAUAAACUAAAAAUAGAUAGAUAGCAGAGGCUCAAGACCACAUGGAAUAUAUACAUGGAAUUACAGCAUAAUAGCUAUGAGUGCAGCAUUCGGUCACAGAGACAAGGUGUUGAAAGAUGCACCUGAUCUCACAGAUCUCCUAGGCCGUGACCCUGUCAGUUCAGGAUUUGGGGGACCAGGGGCAGCGCACUUUCACUGUGUUGUCUAGACUGCCCUGGGUGAUUUGUUAUGGGGUUCUCUGGCACUGUUUGGGUGCCGUUCUGAAAACUUGGUAGGAAGCUUUUAUCUCUCUGCUCAUCACUUUUACAAUUUAGAGUUGAACUUCUUGCCCUGUGCCUUCUCCAGUAGUCACUGUUCUUAGCUUUUAGCUUUAGAGGGGUAUGUUGACUGCAGCUGGGUGAAUGUGAAAUGAGUGAAUACAAGAAGAUAAGGUAGAAUUAAAAAUGUUUCAAACCAUAAUUGUAGGACAUGCAGCAGAUGCUCUGAGGAAUGAACUCUUAGCUGCAGUGCUAUAUGGAUGCUUGCUGAUGUGUCUGGAUAAGUAGAAAUUUGUUUUCAGUACUUAUGGUGUGUCACUUGUCACAUACCUAACAUUUGCUUUAGGACAAAAGGUGCAUCAAACUAAAAAAGAAAAAAAAAAAGGGGGGCCAUUCCUUUAUCAGCAGUCUUAAAAAAAAUUCUUUUUGCUUCUACUGAAAUAAAUGAGAUUAGAGUUUGUUUCCAAAGAUCUGAGGAAGGAGACAUUGUUAAUCUUUCACUGCCAGCAGCUGGUGUCUCUUUGAUUAAUAUAUGAAGUCGUGUGUCCAAUAUGAUAGUGCUCUUCACUCUCCUAGUGGAUACAUUACCAGACAUAACUUUAUUCCUCACAUCAUAAGUAGUUUUAGAUAGCUUGAAGAAGUUUCCAGAAAUUAACUAUUUCCAUAAACUAAAGCAAGGUAAAAAGAAAGAACAAUCUACUUACAAUGUUGCUUUCUGUCCAGCGGAGCAUUCCUGGCAUUUCAGGGAGAUGGGUGUAUUGUCCAGUGACAUUGUGACAGCUUCCCCGAGCAAUACCAUCUCUUCACUUUGAAGAGUAAUACAUAUUCUCACGCUGAUACAUGUUUUGGGUUGCAUAAAUGAUGCUUGGUCCUGCAUGAAAAUUAGUCAUAUGAUUGCCAUCACUGUUAUGGAUUAAGUUACAAACACCAUGUAAAUGCAAAAUUGUGGGUAAUACAUUUGUAUUUGUUGCUGCUUGUUCUUCCGUUCGUCAAGAGAAAGUGAUCAAAAUGCCUUCUAUCUUAUAAAUGGCUCAUGUAAUUGAAGAACUCUGUUAUCUUUAGAAACAUUAAUCUCUGAAGCGCCCAACUUGUUACCUGAAAUAAAAGCUCUUGAAACCAAAA
Molecule: messenger RNA, 4977 nt
Organism: Chroicocephalus ridibundus (black-headed gull)
Lineage: Eukaryota; Metazoa; Chordata; Aves; Charadriiformes; Laridae
Product: zinc-regulated GTPase metalloprotein activator 1A-like
Exons: 15
Coding region: 258-1370 (370 amino acids)
Cellular component (GO): cytoplasm
Source: RefSeq, a predicted model, not a curated record